AUGCGUAUGUGCAAAUGCUCGGUUGGCUUAAAUACAGGAGGGACCGAGGCCGGCGCCCGGGAGGAGCGUCCGUUUAAAAAGGCCCGCUCCUCAGCCGGGACGCUCUCCUCGCCCGUCCCGUCUAAACCGCUCUCUCCGCUUCUCCCGUUAUGGCUCCUCCGCUGCCCGCCCUUCCUGCGCUCCUUGCUGCGCUUCAAGGCCUUCGUCACGCUCUUCGGCACGCCGCUCGUUCUGCUGCCGCUGCCGCUUCUGAUCGGCACCCAGGAGGCCAAAUGCUGGCUAUGUGAUCAUUCUCAGGCUGUGUACUGGUGCACAGAGGUGAUUCCUUUAGCUGUGACAUCUCUCUUGCCAGUUAUUUUAUUCCCAAUGUUUGGCAUCCUGGAAUCAAAAAAGGUAUGCAUGCAGUACCUAAAGGACACAAAUAUGCUCUUUAUUGGGGGCCUGGUUGUGGCUAUUGCUGUAGCAUGGAACCUGCACAAGCGGAUUGCACUCAGGGUGUUGCAUGUUGGAGUGAAGCCUGCACUCCUGAUGUUGGGAUUUAUGGGGGUUACGGCUUCCCUGUCCAUGUGGAUCAGCAACACAGCAACCACGCCUAUGAUGGUUCCCAUCAUUCAGGCUGUCCUAGAACAGAUGAACAAUUCAGAGCAUGAGUUGGCUGUCAUGGAAUCAACUGCCGGACUCAACAAUGCUAUUGAACUGGAAGGGAAGGUGGCCACAGGAGUCUCCUCUGUGCAAGGCAAUGGAUAUCUUCCUGAUGAUUCUCAAGAGCAAGACAGGAUAGCAAAGAAGCGCACUAACAAGGGAAUGACUCUAUGUGUGUGUUACGCAGCAAGCAUUGGUGGGACAGCCACCCUUACAGGGACAGGCCCUAACUUGGUCCUGAAAGGUCAGAUGAAUCAAUUGUUUCCCAGAAAUGAUGACAUCGUGAAUUUCGCUUCCUGGUUUGGAUUUGCUUUUCCCAAUAUGUUAUUGAUGCUGGCGCUGGCCUGGUUUUGGCUUCAGUUUUCCUUUAUAGGAUUUAACUUUAGGAAAACCUGGGGUUGUGGAAGCCAAAAGACUGAGAAAGAGAAGGCUGCUCUUAACGUGCUGAAGGAGGAAUACCGAAAAUUGGGGCCCAUCUCCUUCGCUGAAAUCAGUGUCCUCAUGAAUUUCACACUGCUCAUUCUCCUCUGGUUCACCCGAGAUCCAGGCUUCGUCCCAGGCUGGGCAACUUUUCUCUUCAAUAAAGACAAAGAGUAUGUAACUGACGCCACGGUGGCCAUGUUUGUGGCCUUACUGCUCUUCAUUCUUCCUUCCAUGAGGCCCAGAUGUGGUUUCUGCAGCCAGAAAAGUUGUGAUUUGGAAGAGGCUGAGGAAGAUAUGAAGGAACCAUUUUUUCCCACCCCGUUGCUGGAUUGGAAAACUGUUCAGAAGAAGAUGCCUUGGAAUAUUGUGCUGCUACUUGGAGGUGGCUUUGCUUUGGCCAGUGGGAGUGAUGCUUCGGGGCUGUCCAGAUGGCUGGGGAAUCAGAUGACACCACUACAUACUAUUCCUCCCUGGGCUAUUGCAGUUAUUCUCUCUAUCGUCAUCGCCAUUUUCACCGAAUGUACCAGUAAUGUGGCCACAGCCACCCUCUUCCUGCCUGUCUUUGCAUCAUUGUCACAGUCCAUUGAAGUCAACCCUUUGUACAUCAUGAUCCCAGCCACUCUUAGUGCUUCAUUCGCCUUCAUGCUUCCUGUAGCAACCCCUCCAAACGCCAUUGUAUUCUCAUACGGCCAUAUCCACGUAUCUGACAUGGUUAAAACUGGAAUUGUGAUGAACAUCAUUGGAGUUAUUUGCGUAACUCUGGCCAUCAACAGCUGGGGUCGUUUCAUGUUCCAGUUAGACACUUUCCCCUCAUGGGCAAACGGCACCUUAGGGAAGUGAAAACAAAGCCAAAAGCAUUCUGCACUUGUACGGACGUCCUGUUCCUUUCUCGCCCCAAUUUUUUUCUCAAACCUUAGUAAACCCACUGAGGUCGAUUUUUUUUUUUUUUUUUUGUCCUGAGAUGGGGCAGACCACCUGGAAAGUAUUCCAGCCACACCUACAUGUUUGUGCUGCUUCCAGAAGAAUCUCUGAGCAAAUAUCUCAGUGGCAUCUCUGCAGCCACUGCUUGCCCAGUUGUGCUUCCAGGCUAACCAGGAGCAGAAUACGGGUUCUUUAGAGACAAAGCAUGGUGACAAAAACUGCUAUGCCUAAACAUAGGAAGAAAGUGGCUUCAGAACAGACUAAAACUACGGUCAUUAAGGUAAAACUGGGAGUAUGUCAAGCACAGGCCUGAUUAAUUCCCCAUAUUGUCUGCGGUGGGCCUGCAAGUUAACCAUUUUCUGCGGCUCCUGCUGCCUGGCUAAACUCACUCACUCAGGCAAAUCUUGUCUGGGAAGGCCCGGCAAAUGUCUCAAGACAAGAAGAAUGUCUCUUCCACACUGGCAUGCUGAUCUGGACUAUAUGGGCUAACAACAGCCUGCUGUGUUCUGAUAUUGGUAGUUCCUAGCCAGGCAGAAAUGCAAUUGUCUCUUCCCAACCCUUUUGCAGGCCCGGAGCUAGGCAGGUGUUAAGUGAAAAAGCAGAAGGGGAUAUGGAUAGGCAAGGGUGAGCUUGAAAGGGAGAAAGUAAAUGCAAAACAGUCAGAGCUAAACACGGGUAGCUUACCGUAAUAUGUUUAAUAUUAUUUAAGUUGCCUUAAAAUCAACGCAAUGCAAUUUUCAUUUUGUGCAUCUGACAAAUAUACAUUUUACAUACUGUAUGUCGGUGCCUUUGAAUUCAGUGGCUGGAAGGCAGCUGAUCAGUGAGCUAUUGGAUAAAAUCUUCCAUUGAGAAAAGAGGCAGAGAGGACCUUCUUUAAAAUGUUACAUAAAUAUUCAUGGAAAACAUCUGGAGUAUCCUCAUAUACAUCCUAUUUCUUCCCAUUCCCUAAGUUCUCCUUGCCUGGCCUUCUGCCUAUCAGAAGUCAUGAUUUCAAAUGUUUCUUUGCAAGAAUCAGGAGGAAGGGCUUGGAACUUGGAACACAAAUAUAUAAAGCAGAUGUUUACAUUAGUUUUCCGAUAGUAGCUUGCCUGACUUUGGAAACUUGCAAGAAUGAAUGUCACAAAAUAAUAAUUAUUUUUUAAUUGAUGAACUUAUUUGAUGUUUUUCCUUGCUGUCUUCAAUCAGUAUGGGUGACUUUAAAAUAAAUUUUAAUUCUUCAGUUAAAGAUCCAAUGCUACCUAAAUUUCCAAUUCUGACAGAUAUUUAUGUGAUGAAGUUGAAUAGCUGUACCCUUGAGUACUGAAUAGGCAGGAAACCCUGUAACCUGAUUCUGAGCCAAGCUAUUACAUGGUUUGCUUUGUUUCAAUACAGCAUGUUGGAUGAAUCUGGCUAUUGUGGCUUAGCCUGCAGUAUAAAUACAUGGAUAGUCAUACGAUUCUUGAAAUAGCUUAUCCUGGCCAACUUCACUAGUGAUUGUAUGGAAAGUGGGAUGCGUUGCCUUCCAGGGUCAUAAGGACUGGAGAUUUCUGGUCAUAUAACUCCUGAGAAGAGACCAAAGGGUGAUAGCUACCUCCUAUCUUCCCCAUUUCAUAUAGGUUCGUAACAUAUCUCAUUAUUCAUUUUGUGAACUGGCACCAUCAGCUUACAUGGUGUUUGAGGGAAUAGAAGCUGUGUACUCCUUGCAGGAUCCCACCUCCUGGUCAGGGGUCUCAGUAUUUUUCAGCCUUCUUGAAAGAGUGUGCGCAUCAAUGGGUACUGUUCAAUUGUUCCUUUUUUAAAGUUCUCUUUGUAAAGAUUUUAUCUUUCAUGAACUUGUAGCCAAGAUUUUGUUGUUCUAACUUAACUAUUAUAAAAAAAAAUAAAAGUAGUAAUGGUUUCACCAUC
Thamnophis elegans (Western terrestrial garter snake) is the source of this 3870-nucleotide messenger RNA. RefSeq names its product solute carrier family 13 member 5 (gene SLC13A5). The record is from RefSeq and is a predicted model, not a curated record. NCBI's taxonomy places the organism in Eukaryota, Metazoa, Chordata, Lepidosauria, Squamata, Natricidae. Gene Ontology annotation, cellular component: membrane. Gene Ontology annotation, biological process: monoatomic anion transmembrane transport; citrate transport. Gene Ontology annotation, molecular function: succinate transmembrane transporter activity; sodium:dicarboxylate symporter activity; citrate transmembrane transporter activity.